AAAGGUAAAAUCCAAACAUGGCAUAGCAUAUUUCAUUAACCAGCAUUGUAACAUAGUUACACAUAGCCCAAACACAUGACUGCAACGAAUUGUCACACUGCCACGUACCCUCUUUUGCAUGGUUACACCAAAUGCUAUGCAGCCACGCCCAUUCUCAUCACCUAUCCCUGUCAUCUUCAUUCUCUCUCUCUCUCUCUUCUCUCUCUCUCUUUCUUUCUCUCUCUCUCCUUCUCUCUCUCUUUCUCUCAUGAACACCUCAACCACCCUAUAUAACUCACCCUUCUUCUUCUCUAACAAUAUCCAUGCUCCACAAGCUCUCUUUUGUAUCAUUAUUCAUUCAGUCUUUUCCUUUACUACAAUAAAAUAUGAGCACCAUUUGUGCAGAGCACAAGUUCCAACUUCAACCCUCUCACCAGCUUCUCUCUCUCAAAAAAUCCCUCAGAGACCUUGACAUCCCGCCAAGGAAGCUUCUCACGCGCCGCUCCGCCGCCGACAUCUUUUCCGACGACAUCCUCCUGCACAAGUACCUCGCGCACACCAAAUCCAUGGAAUCCGAUGACUCUGAUGACGUCGGAGACCCCUAUGCCUCCGACGAAUUCCGCAUGUUCGAGUUCAAGGUUCGUCGCUGCACUCGUAGCCGGAGCCAUGACUGGACAGACUGCCCUUUUGCACACCCCGGCGAGAAGGCCCGCCGCCGCGACCCUCGCCGGUUUCAUUACUCCGGGACCGUUUGUCCGGAGUAUCGCCGCGGGCAGUGCAGCAGCGGCGAUGCAUGUGAGUUCUCUCAUGGGGUGUUCGAGUGCUGGUUGCACCCUUCAAGGUAUAGAACCGAGGCUUGCAAGGAUGGGAAGAAUUGCAAGCGAAAAGUUUGCUUUUUCGCUCACACCCCUCGCCAACUGAGAGUUUUGCCUCCCCAAGACAGCGACAAGAAGAAAAAGGGCAGCAAUAUGAGUCCUCAUAAUAAUAACAACAAUAACAGUAACCAUUGUUGUUUGUUUUGUCAUUGUUCAUCCACCUGUUCACCAACUUCUACCUUGUUUGGCAUGUCUCAUUUUUCUCCUCCUUUAUCACCCUCUUCUUCUUCCUCUUCCCCUUCUAGGUUUGAGCCUGGCCACCGUCACGGUGUUGUGAGCUACAAGGAUGUGUUCUCUGAGCUUAUGUGCUCCAUGGAGGCUUUGAAUUUUGGUGAGGCUUCGUCUGUCUCUGCUUCUAAGCCUCAUACUCUUCUGUCUUGGCAUGAUGUCUCUGAGGAUCAUAAGCAGUUCAAUGUUCAUUCACCAACCAUAGCUACCCGUGGAAGCUUUUCCAAUAAUGCGAAUGGAAGGUUUUGGAGGGAAGAAAGUGGAAGCUUUUCCAUGAAUAGAAGUGGAAGAUUUUUUAGGGAAGAAAGUGGGGUUGUUGAUGAUGUCAUUGCCCCAGAUCUGGCGUGGGUUAAUGACUUGCUGAUGUAGGUUAUUAUUAAAACGUCUUGAAGAUGAUGACAAAAGGUGCAUGGUGGGAUUUGUGACGAGGAUUUACCAAGUGUAAAUACAUGUCGGAGCAAGCAACAUAUCCUUGGCUUCUAUUGUUAUUAUUAUUAAUUAUUGUUUCGAGUACUUUCAUUGCUUUCUGAAUUUUGUUUAAGGUUGUCAAAAUUAGGUCUGUAAUUUUUGUGUCCAUUGUAACUAGAUUUCAUCUUUUGUUCGGUGGAUUAUGUAGAAAGGAAAGGGAAACUGAUUCAUGCAAUCAAAUGUUGAACUUUUCUUUUC
Messenger RNA from Vigna angularis (adzuki bean), 1748 nucleotides. RefSeq names its product zinc finger CCCH domain-containing protein 2. Bases 366 to 1451 code for a protein of 361 amino acids. The record is from RefSeq and is a predicted model, not a curated record. Lineage: Eukaryota; Viridiplantae; Streptophyta; Magnoliopsida; Fabales; Fabaceae. The transcript has a single exon. Gene Ontology annotation, molecular function: metal ion binding.